GCGAGCGCUCAGUGUACACAGACUGAAGGGGCAGGCGAGAGGGAGGGAGGCCGGCCCUCAGCAGAGCAGAGCAGAGCGGAGCGACAAGGAGGGAGCUCCGGGCUUGGAGCCGGGGACAGCCGCGAACACCCUGUCCCAAUCCUCCUUCAUCCUUCCCAUCCCAGCCACCUUCCUUCCUGACAGCCAGCGGAGCAGCAGCUGGACACAGACCCCUUUCAGACAGGACAGAGCCACAUUACUUGAACAGGGGAAAGCUCGAGGUGGUGGCCAUCCAGGGUGACAUUGCCGGGGAGCCUCCAGAACUCCAUUUGACGAAGGCCUGUACAAAGAGAUGGGUCCUGCAGUGCACCCUAAAGGUGUGCGACUGAACCAUGGAGCUCCGAGUGGGGAACAAGUAUCGGCUGGGCCGAAAGAUUGGCAGUGGUUCCUUUGGAGACAUUUACCUGGGUGCCAAUAUUGCCACUGGGGAAGAAGUUGCUAUCAAAUUGGAAUGUGUCAAAACCAAGCACCCCCAGCUCCACAUCGAGAGCAAGUUCUACAAGAUGAUGCAGGGAGGAGUGGGUAUUCCCUCCAUUAAGUGGUGUGGGGCAGAGGGUGACUAUAAUGUGAUGGUGAUGGAACUCCUGGGACCCAGCCUGGAGGAUCUCUUCAAUUUCUGCUCCCGCAAGUUCAGUCUCAAGACUGUUCUGCUCCUGGCAGACCAGAUGAUCAGCCGUAUAGAGUACAUUCAUUCCAAGAAUUUCAUCCACCGGGAUGUGAAGCCAGACAAUUUCCUCAUGGGGCUUGGCAAGAAGGGCAACCUGGUGUACAUAAUCGACUUUGGCCUGGCCAAGAAGUACCGAGACGCCCGGACCCACCAGCACAUCCCCUACCGGGAAAACAAGAACCUGACUGGCACGGCCCGCUACGCCUCCAUCAACACCCACUUAGGAAUUGAACAAAGUCGCCGUGAUGACCUGGAGAGCUUGGGCUAUGUGCUCAUGUACUUCAACCUGGGUUCGCUGCCCUGGCAGGGCCUCAAGGCUGCCACCAAGCGCCAAAAGUAUGAGCGUAUCAGUGAGAAGAAGAUGUCAACACCCAUUGAGGUGCUCUGCAAAGGGUACCCUUCUGAGUUCUCCACGUACCUCAAUUUUUGCCGCUCCCUGCGAUUUGAUGACAAACCCGACUACUCAUACCUGCGGCAGCUCUUCCGUAACCUCUUCCACCGCCAGGGCUUCUCCUACGACUAUGUCUUCGACUGGAACAUGCUCAAAUUUGGAGCAGCCCGAAACCCUGAGGACAUGGAUCGGGAGCGGCGAGAGCAUGAGCGAGAAGAGAGGAUGGGGCAACUCCGGGGUUCCGCCACACGGGCGCUGCCACCCGGCCCCCCUGCUGGAGCCACAGCCAACCGCCUUCGCAACGUCGCCGAGCCCAUGGCCUCCACACCCGCUGUCCGAAUCCAACAGUCCGGAAAUACGUCCCCCAGGGCAAUCUCACGGGUGGACAGAGAGCGGAAGGUCAGCAUGAGGUUACACAGGGGAGCUCCUGCCAACGUCUCUUCCUCCGACCUCACAGGGCGGCAAGAGGUGUCGCGGAUUUCAGCGUCACAGACGAGCGUGCCAUUUGAUCACCUUGGGAAGUGAGGAGAAGAUGCCCCCGGACCAGUGUUUGCUUAGUGUCUUCACUGUAUUUUUCUUUUAAAAAACAAAAACAAAAAAACCCCAAAAACAACAACAAAAAAUCUUAAAAAAACCCCCACAAAACAGCUUUUUUGUUUGGUUGGUUGUUUUUGUUUUUUUGUUUGUUUUUGUUUUUUUUUUUUUUGCCAACACUGAGGAGAUGAGCUGCCCCCCGUGCUGGCAUGAAACGUUUCUGAGCUUGCCGCCUGUGUUGCCCAACGUGAGCGCCUCCGAGAAGCCGACGACGUGGGAGCCCUGCAGAAAUGCCUCUGCUGCCUUGGUGCAGCUUUCCCCAAGCCCCACCGUUUUCCCGGCUGACUGCACCCCACCCUCCCUCCACUCUGCUCUUGUUCUUGUUUUUAAAACAACUUCCUGUCUUUUUAAAAUUUUGGUUGAUUUUAAGAUCAAGUGGUUUCUAAUGCAAUUUUCUAAAUUCUUUUUGAGGGAAGGGUUGCACUUGUUUUGCAGGAAUCUCCUGGGCAGGUAGAAAAUCCCUUAUUCUAGUCAUGGCUGGUGGUAGAAACUGUGUGUUUACAAGCAUUAAAAGAAAUGGAUGGCAAGCCAUGAGAGGAGUCACGGGAAAGGCCUGCCGCUUAUUCAGGCAUCCUUUUUCCCCAGUGGCACCUCCGCACCAUGUGGGGAGUUAGCGGACAUACCAGGCAUGGAUAAAUAAGACAUGGUCCUGGCAUGCCAAGGAUUUCUUUCCAGAGGGGGUGAGUGGUUGAGUGGAGGAGGUGAAAGUGAAGCUGAAGGACAGGGAGAUUGUAACCCACUUCCCAUACUGGGGGUGGGGUCUUUUACAUCAGGUUGCUUAUGAUAUUAGGUUGUUUUUUGUUUUGUUUUAAUUACUGAAGGGAAAGUGUGGGAUCCGAGGAGAAGAGAGGGGUGUGCAGAAACUUGGGGGAUGGUUUUCCUCUUCCAGCUACCCCCCGCCCCAAAUAAAAGAUCUGAUAUCCCAGUGCAUAUGCAGAAGCCCUGACCACCUCCUUUCCCCCCACUUUAGUUGUUUUAAAUGUAUUUUAGGAAUACUCAAGACACCACAUGGUUCUUGGGUUUUAAAAUGCCAUGAUCACCGCUGUGACGUAUGGCCUCUAGCUGGCGCACUGACACUAGUGUGGAGCCAGUGGGGGGGUGGAGGGGAUUCAUUUUUGGUUUUAUUCCUUUCUAUUUAACACUGGUUGUUUUUUUUUUUUUUCCCCUAAUUUAUUUACCCCUCUUACUCUUUUUUUAAUUAAAGAGCAAAACUUUUUAUUACUUUGUAAUUUAAAAAAACUGAAGAAGAAAAAAAAAAAAACCUGAAGAACUUAGGGGAUGGGGGGGGAUUUUGUACUUUUUUCCUGUGUAAAUAUUGGACUUUUUUGAGCUUUAUCGUGGUUGUUAAUUUGAAGUAAUAAAGUAGAAAAUGAUAAAGUGA
This is a messenger RNA of Dermochelys coriacea (leatherback sea turtle), 3072 nucleotides long. It is a transcript of the gene CSNK1E, whose product is annotated as casein kinase 1 epsilon. Gene Ontology annotation, biological process: endocytosis; peptidyl-serine phosphorylation; signal transduction. Gene Ontology annotation, molecular function: protein serine/threonine kinase activity; ATP binding. Bases 372 to 1622 code for a protein of 416 amino acids. The transcript has 12 exons. The record is from RefSeq and is a predicted model, not a curated record. Gene Ontology annotation, cellular component: cytoplasm; nucleus. Lineage: Eukaryota; Metazoa; Chordata; Testudines; Dermochelyidae.